Mytilinidion resinicola is the source of this 723-nucleotide messenger RNA. RefSeq lists its product as uncharacterized. The record is from RefSeq and is a predicted model, not a curated record. The transcript has a single exon. The coding region runs from base 244 to 465 and encodes 73 amino acids. Lineage: Eukaryota; Fungi; Ascomycota; Dothideomycetes; Mytilinidiales; Mytilinidiaceae.
ACCGCACCAGCCGUUCGUUGUUAGCCCACUCCUUCGUUCCUUGUAUUCUUUAUAAAGGUACAAAACUCACCACCCUCCCCUCCGAAACUACACCGACCACAAAGGCAUCCCUGACCUGCGCGCUAUUAGCCCUUAUUCAACCUUUAGUAAAGUCCCGUAAGGGGUCUAGUUCUUUAGCAGGCCGUUCGUUGGCAACUACUCACAUUCAAGACUCUCUGGGUCCCAAAGCCCCAACUCUGAACCAUGCACUUCGCCACUGCGUCCAGCUCUCCUACGACUCUCAUUUCAGUGGCACACACCGAGCCAAUCCCAUCAGCUACAAGCCUGUUCCUCAUCGCCGCCGCAGCUAGCUCCACCGGCGGUGGGCUCGAGAAGAUCCACCUCGAAGCAGCCUUGAAGAUGUCGAAGUCGAUGGAUAGAGCAGCGCAUAUGUGCGUUGUUACCAGCGCGAUCAAGGGACCGUAGCUGGUCGUAUACGGCGGUAGAGAAAGCAGGUCGGGAAAUGUGUUGGCGGAAUUGAAAUGAUGGGCGAUUGGGGAAUUUGGGGCGCCGAUGCUACAUUGGCGAUGUUCAUGUGCUGGGUUCCUGCAAAUGGAAAUGUAGUUUACACCGCCUUGCUGCGGGCGGGGUUGGAAAGUAGACGAGCUGGCAAUCGGCUGAAGAGCCGGAGUGCUGUAGGUAAUGUAGGCGAUGCUGGAGAUGUUAGGGAGACUUGAUGUGGUG